AUGACAACAGCACCGACACCAGCAGGAAUUAAUUCAAACCCGUCGCUGUACGACAACGUGGGAUGUGUCCCUAACGACGCCAUCUUCGCCGCCGGCUUUGACUACGUGGUCUUCAACAAUGACGGCAUGGCCGACACUGUCUGCUCUACAGCCUGUGUUAACCGCGCAUACUUCGCUAUCGCAUACGGUCGUGACUGCUUGUGCAGUGGCACCGCACCAAUCGCCACCAGCGACCAAUUCGCUUGUACAUUCCCCAACGCUGGUGCGAGACUUGAGAUCAGAGGAUCGAACACCGCAAUGAGCGUUUUCAGCAACGCCCCUGCCCAAGUCAUCCUAUCGGGCCCAGGAGGAAGCACCGCCCCUGCAAUUGGCAACUACCUUGGCUGCUGGGCUGCUACUAACAGCGCUGGCCUGCCUUCGUUCGCUUCGGACAUCGACCCUGUCACCGCGAACACUACCACUCAGGGAACCUGUCAAAUCCAAUGUGCGACUUAUAAGUACUUCGCUAUCGGGAACGGCAACACUGGUAACUGUGACAGCAAAGUCGCUUUCGCAGACUUCCAGGAGGGCUCUCAAUACACCCUCGACAACGAUCAGUGCGACCUCAGGGCCGCUGGUAACCCAUUGGAAGCUGGAGGCGCUCAGAACGCGCUCAGCGUCUUCUCAAACCCGGCAUUCUUGGUACAUCCAGAUUUCCUUACUCUGUGCUCAAAGCUGUGCUCUGCAAACGUGGAAACAUACAACCCAGAGUGA
Macroventuria anomochaeta is the source of this 753-nucleotide messenger RNA. RefSeq lists its product as uncharacterized. The transcript is spliced from 2 exons. The record is from RefSeq and is a predicted model, not a curated record. Bases 1 to 753 code for a protein of 250 amino acids. Lineage: Eukaryota; Fungi; Ascomycota; Dothideomycetes; Pleosporales; Didymellaceae.